UCUUUCGGACGCCGGGGGACUCCGGCGUGACCAUGGACCGGAGGAAGAAGCCGCUGGACGUCACGGCGUCCUCGCUGGUAGAUCUCAAGGCCGAACUCUUCCGGAAACAAGAGGAGUUCAAGCAAGAAAAACUUCUGAAAGAUGCUGGAGUUUUUGGGAAACCGAAAACAACUAAUAAGAAACCAAGUGUCUGGAGCAAACAGAACACAGGAGUCUCGCAUCGAGCUGAGAAGGACGCGGAACAGAAGAUUGAGGAGCAGAAGACCUUGGACAAAGCCAGGGAAAAAUUGGAAGAAAAAGCCAAAUUAUAUGAAAAAAUGACGAACGGAGACUUUAUCGAUGAAGAGGUGGAGGACGUGUACCUCGUGGACUUCACACAGAAGAUCUUAGACAAGCGCCGGGAAGCGGAGGCGCCGGGCGCCGGUGGAGAGUCUCGGAAGGCGGGAGACGGGGACGACGACGAGGAGAACCUUCCGGAAGAGGACGUCCCUGCUCCCCGAGACCCCAGCGAAGAAUGGGUGGACUACGUGGACUCCUUGGGGCGGUCCCGGCGCUGCAUGAGGAAGGAUCUGCCGGAUCUGCUGGAGAUGGAUAAAAAUCUUCAGGGCAGACUCUUCGUCAGCCCUGCCAACGAGAAGGCCCUGCUGUCGGAAGACAUGAGACGGGAGCUGCAGCGCCAGCAGUGGGAGGAGGAGGAAAGGGAGGCUCUGCAGAGGCCGGUGGGGCCCGUGCACUACGCGGACGUCCGGGAGAACGAGGCCCGGCAACUCGGCGUUGGCUAUUUCGCCUUUGCCCAAGACAAAGAGCUGAGAAACAAGCAGAUGAAAACUUUGGAGAUGCUGCGUGAACAGACAACAGAUCAGAGGACGAAACGAGAAAACAUAAAGGAGAAGCGAAAGGCCAUCUUAGAAGCAAGACUCGCCAAACUUCGGAAGAAAAAGAUGAAAAAAUCACAAGAAGAUGGAGCGGAAGGAGGAGGAGGCGCAGACGUCGUCGGGCCUUUGCCGCUGGAACCGGAGGCUGCGCCGACCCCGCGAGCCGCCGCCCAGAGCAGCAGAGUGGAGGUCGUCGUCCAGGAGAGGAGGGACACCAGGCCCGGGGUGCCGCACGUCCGCGAGUGGGACCGAGGAAAAGAAUUUUCCUUUGGAUACUGGUCGAAGAGGCAGUCGGACCUCCGUGCCGAGAGAGACCCGGAGUUUGCGCCGCCGCCGGAUUACUUCGUGGGUCCGAGGAGGCCCGGUGCUUCCGGCAGCCAGGCGCGGGGCAGGCCGGGGCCAGCGCAGGGCGACCCAGGGCCGUGCUCUCGCCAGGGCUGUGGCCCCAGCGCGGUGCAGGCGUCGCCCGCUCCUCCCCCCGACAGCCCGGCCCAGGCCGCCACGGUCACCUUCGAGACCCUGGAUGACAUGAUCUCCUAUUACAAACAAGUGACCUGAGCGUGCGGAGCGUCCUGACGUGGGUUGUGCUGCCGGCGGCGCCUCCCUCUCCCGGAGGGGCUGGGCUGUGCCUUGUCCCUCUGUCCUUUCUCCACACGGCAAACGGGCUGGACCUGCCAGCAAGGCAGAAAGUGGGUGGCGCUGUGGGGACUCUGACCACCGGGCUGUUCGCUGUUUCCUGACUGGUUUAGAGCCGUUCCCGUCGGGACUCACGUGGGGGCCGCGAUAGAGUAGAAAUCUUAUCCUGUACAGUUGGACACUGACUCACUCGGAACCCUGUCUCCCAUCCGCCCCCGAGACUGACGUGGGCCUCAGGGUUCUCUUCCGUCCCUUCGGCAGGUGCCAGCACGCAGGCGUCUGUUCCCGGCCAGCCGACGGAGCAUAGGUCGGCAGAGUUUUCACUUACCCAGCGGCGGCGAGGGAGGGUAAGGGAGGCAGAGCGGCCCGGUGUCCGGGAGGCCCCUGGAGCUGGUGAGGUCAUAAAUAACGACACUGGAAACCAUGAGGAAGCCCAGGAAGGAGCACUUUCCAGUCCAGAAAAGUAGAGCUUGAGUUGCCUCCUGCCUUUGUCGCCAGGCCGUCCUGCUGCCGCACCCCCGCGCGCCGCAGCCAUUCGGGCGCCGGGUGUCGAGCGGCUGGGACGGCCGUGGGCUGCCGGGCCUGGUCGCAGUUGCGCUGUUACUGCGGUUGGGGUCUUUUGGCCGGGCCCGCUUCCCUCUCCCUCCACGCCAGGCCUCCCUCGCUCUCAGAGCCUGAUUCGGGUCAGACUCGGGCCGUGUGGAGUCCGUGUCCUGCUCACGGGGAGCUCGGGUGGGCAGGGCUCCGGCGGACGGCCCUAUGCCCAGGAGCACGUCCCUGCCGCCCCUCGGAGCGUCUCCUUUACGGCCGCAGACGGACGGUCGGACUGGUCCCCAGGCCCGUCCGGCUCCCACAGCUGCUCCCGGGCCAGAGAGCCCCUUGGAGUGCGGCAGCCCAGGUCCGCGGGGCGCCCUGAAGGAGCCUCCUAACCGCGGUUCUCGGCGGCGGCGUUUCGUCCCCACACCUCUGCGGGGUGGACAGGGACGCCCCCCCUCUCAUCGCGGGUGACACAGGAGCACAGAGAGGGUCAGUAACUCACCGCGGGUCCUGCAGAACUCGAGCCGCAGGUCUGGGACUUAAACACAGUUUGCGUCCGAGCUCUGGAGUGAAGCUUUUUCCAGCACCCUCUGCUCUCAGUCAGUGUCAAGCAAUCCUAGACAAAAAUCCUGAGUUCCUACAGCGCUAAACUCCACAGCAAAGGUGAAGUUACUCCGUCAGCCUAAUCCAGCAAAUGCCGCUCUUCACAUAACCGGCUAACGCAGCCGCCUUUGGCAGAAGUAGACAAGCUGAUCCUCGAGCUCGCGUGGAAAUGCAGCAGACCCCGAAUAGCCAGAACAUCCUGAGAAGGAGCAGAGUUGGGAGCCCCGCGCUUCCUGACGUCGAGGUUCACACAAAGCUGCAGUCAUCCCGACAGUGGCACGGGCGUGAGAACGGGCACAUGGGCGGAGGGAAUGGAGUCGAGAUCCGGAAACAAUCCUGCGUGUCUGUGGUCAGCGAUUUUCGACAGCGGUGCCGGGACCACCCGACGGGGGAGGAACAGUCUCUUCCAUAAAUGGUUCCGGGUCGACCGACCGUCCCACGCAAAAGAACGAGUUUGGACUUUGACCUCACGCCAUAUGCAAAAACCAACUCGGAAUGGAUCAAAGACCUGAACGUAAGACCUGAAACGACAGAACCAACUGGAACUGCUUGUGGGAUGACGGGGAAGGAGACAAAGAAAAACUGGAACGCUGAAAAGAAAAACAGCGUUAGCGGGCGUGCCAAAAUCGUCAAGUCAGACAGAAGACGGGCUUGCAAGGCAGAUCGCAGAGCAGAAAAGAGCAGGGGCGGGAAGACCAGCCGGGCAGCGGGACGAGCCCACGAGCGUGGGUCACGGAAGGGUCCCGUGAAGGUGACCUUCCGUCCUUGCCCGGAGCCCCCGGGGGACGGUGAAGCGGCCGUGCACGCCGGCUCCUGGUCACUCUGGGCCGGUACCCGUGAGUCCUAUUUUCUUUAGGAUCUGAACGACCGUGGAACCCUAUUUCCAAUCCCCUCCUCACAGCGUAGAUUUGCCUCAUCGUUCGGUGAAUUUGGUCGUAUCCUCUCGUGUUCCGGACGCGGAGCCGGCGGGCCGCGGCGGGCGUUAGAUCUCCGUCGUGAGUGUUGGUCGUGGGCCGUGUCGUGCCGCUGUGUCCAGUAGGUGUCACUGGAGUGCUCGGGCACCAGAUCCGUGCUCCCAGCUGGUGCCGUGCGUGAGCCGUGAGAGUCACUCGAUUUUCUGGGAACCACAUUUAGAAAGUGAAAUUACCUUGAUAUGUUGUUUAACCCUGUAUA
Propithecus coquereli (Coquerel's sifaka) is the source of this 3824-nucleotide messenger RNA. RefSeq names its product coiled-coil domain containing 174 (gene CCDC174). Lineage: Eukaryota; Metazoa; Chordata; Mammalia; Primates; Indriidae. The transcript is spliced from 11 exons. Gene Ontology annotation, cellular component: nucleus. The record is from RefSeq and is a predicted model, not a curated record. The coding region runs from base 33 to 1433 and encodes 466 amino acids.